AUGGCUGCACUUUUCAUUGGUCAUUACUUCCACAGCAAAAGCAGUUUGAUACAACAACUCCAACCCAAGAAUGAUCCAAGAAUUCCCAUCUCAGUUUCCUGCCAGAACAGAGAAUCCAUUGAUCCAUUAAGUUCAGACGAAAAGCAGGAAAAGAAGGAGAACAAGAUAGUCUUUCCCCAGCUUUGUCUUAGUCUGCAAAAGCUUGGAAAGGGAUUGAGAGAUAAUUUGAGUCCAAAGCAGAAGGGUGAUUGGAAAGACUUGACAUUGAUGAGUUUAUCAUUUGCUGUAUAUGUUUAUAUAUCUCAGAAGCUUGUUUGUGCUUACUGUGCCUGGGUGUCCAUGGUGCAACAACCUUGGUAG
Messenger RNA from Coffea eugenioides, 360 nucleotides. RefSeq lists its product as uncharacterized. The record is from RefSeq and is a predicted model, not a curated record. The coding region runs from base 1 to 360 and encodes 119 amino acids. The transcript has a single exon. Lineage: Eukaryota; Viridiplantae; Streptophyta; Magnoliopsida; Gentianales; Rubiaceae.